Trichogramma pretiosum is the source of this 1704-nucleotide messenger RNA. Its product is annotated as glyceraldehyde-3-phosphate dehydrogenase 2. Gene Ontology annotation, molecular function: NAD binding; NADP binding; oxidoreductase activity, acting on the aldehyde or oxo group of donors, NAD or NADP as acceptor. NCBI's taxonomy places the organism in Eukaryota, Metazoa, Arthropoda, Insecta, Hymenoptera, Trichogrammatidae. The coding region runs from base 103 to 1101 and encodes 332 amino acids. Gene Ontology annotation, biological process: glucose metabolic process. The record is from RefSeq and is a predicted model, not a curated record. The transcript is spliced from 4 exons.
AUCGCCUCGCCGUUUGCCCUUCAAAUGACACUGCUUCUGUGGUGAGCAUAGCGAGCGGUUCUAUCAUUCCUCACAGACUCUAAUACUUAAACUCCAAUCAACAUGAGCAAAAUCGGUAUCAACGGAUUCGGCCGCAUCGGUCGCCUGGUGCUCCGCGCCUCGAUCGAGAAGGGAGCCCAGGUCGUCGCCGUCAACGACCCCUUCAUCGGUCUCGACUACAUGGUCUACAUGUUCAAAUACGACUCCACCCAUGGUCGCUUCAAGGGUGAGGUCAAGGCCGAGGGUGGCUGCCUCGUCGUCAACGGCAACAAGAUCACCGUCUUCAACGAGCGUGACCCAAAGGCCAUCCCAUGGGCCAAGGCUGGUGCUGAAUACGUCGUCGAAUCCACCGGUGUCUUCACCACCAUCGAGAAGGCUUCGGCUCAUUUGGAAGGUGGUGCCAAGAAGGUCAUCAUCUCCGCUCCAUCGGCCGACGCACCCAUGUACGUGUGCGGUGUGAAUCUCGACUCGUACGACCCAAGCCACAAAGUCGUGUCCAACGCCUCGUGCACGACCAACUGCUUGGCUCCCCUCGCCAAGGUCAUCCACGACAACUUCGAGAUCGUCGAGGGUCUCAUGACCACCGUUCACGCCACCACAGCCACCCAGAAGACCGUCGACGGACCCUCUGGCAAACUGUGGCGUGAUGGACGUGGCGCCGGCCAGAACAUCAUCCCCGCCGCCACUGGCGCAGCCAAGGCCGUCGGCAAGGUCAUCCCAGCCUUGAACGGCAAACUCACCGGUAUGGCUUUCCGUGUGCCGGUCGCCAACGUGUCGGUCGUCGACUUGACCGUCCGUCUCGGCAAGCCAGCCACCUACGACGAGAUCAAGGCCAAGGUCAAGGCCGCCGCUGAGGGACCCCUCGCCGGUAUCUUGGGCUACACCGAGGAAGAGGUUGUCUCCUCCGACUUUAUCGGUGACAAUCACUCCAGCAUUUUCGAUGCCGCCGCCGGUAUCCAGUUGAGCAACCAAUUCGUCAAGCUCAUCUCGUGGUACGACAACGAGUUCGGCUACUCAUCCCGUGUCAUCGACCUCAUCAAAUACAUGCAAUCCAAGGACUAAGCGCAUUUUACAAAAUCAGUCGCGUCAAGAGCUGGGAGUGUUGCGUUUUUGAUCCAGGAUCGUACUAAAGAUAACAGACAAUAGUUACGACAAGCAGCGUUGAGCUCUAACUAUUCACGGCAACAGCGUUUAUUUUUCGAUCAAAAUAUUCUGUCUGCUUAAUCGAAGAAAAAAAAUCAGCUAAAUUUUAGACAUAUGAAGUAUUUUCAAAGUAGCGGUUUUAACACAGUGUUAUUCAAAUUAUAUCCAAGAAAAAUUAAAAAAGAUGACACUGUGAUUACAUAUUUUGAACUUAGAGACUGGCUCUCUAGGAUGCUCAUUUUAAUUGCUGUUCACACAAUAUAUACCAAGUACAUUAGUGUUUUAUUCCUUGGAGAAAAUUGAUCUUUCAAUUUAUGCUUAUCGUUUCGACGUUCAAAAUAUGUUUUAACAAGGAACGAUAUUCGUUCUAAUUUUGUUUACGCUGAAUGUAUGAUUUUUAAAAAAAAAUUACUGUUCAGUAAAAUUGUCAUUCUCUAUUGAAAAAAUUAUAUUGUAACUUUUUUUCAAAUUAUUUUUUCAUUAUAACGUUAACUACAAUAAAUGUUGUUAUCGUCACAAAAA